AUGGCUGGAUACUUCUGCGACAGUAUACCAAAGAUAGCACAGUUCGCUGGAGUCAGGGAGCUGAGACCAGACUCUCCUCAACCCAGUUGUGUAUCCAUGAAGAGUGACCGCUCUAUGUUUGAACCUUAUGACUUCAGAGAUGAACAGCACUCUUUUGAAGAAAGAGUUCAGCAGCAAACAUCAAGUCAGUCUGUCCAGCAGCUGGAGUCAAUAUUUAUGCAUCUUGAGGAGAACAUUGUCACUUUUGUGAAGAAUGAGCUGAAAAACAUCCAGAAGGUUCUUAGUCCAGAUUACCCAAAAUGCUUAGAGAGGCAGAGUGAGGAUAAUGAUAAUGAGGCGGUAGGUGAGGAUGAAGAGCAGAGGAGGAGUAGCAGAGGGCAAGCAUUCUUAAGAUCACACUGCACUAUCCUGAGGAGAAUGAAGCAGGAGGAGCUGGCUGACCGUCUGCAGAGCAGAACUCCUGCUGCAGUUUGUCAGCGUGAACUUAAAUCUAACCUGAAGAAGAAGUUUCAGUGUGUGUUUGAGGGGAUUGCUAAAGCAGGAAACCCAACCCUUCUGAACCAGAUCUACACAGAGCUCUACAUCACAGAGGGAGGGACUGCAGAGGUCAAUGAUGACAUGAGGUCAGACAGAUUGAAACAGCAUUCCUGGAAACCAGACAGACCGAACAACAAUCAAAUGUGAAGACAUCUUUAAACCCUCACCUGGAAGAGAUCACCAAUC
This is a messenger RNA of Morone saxatilis (striped sea-bass), 723 nucleotides long. RefSeq lists its product as uncharacterized. The transcript is spliced from 7 exons. The record is from RefSeq and is a predicted model, not a curated record. Bases 1 to 684 code for a protein of 227 amino acids. Lineage: Eukaryota; Metazoa; Chordata; Actinopteri; Moronidae.